AUGGACGUCCUUGGCACGGCUCGUGCCUAUAUCAAAGAGAUGGUGAAUUUAGCUGGACCUCAAAUGAAAGUCAUUCUUAUGGACAAGGAAACGACCACCAUAGUUUCUUGUGCUUUCGCGCAAUCUGAAAUGAUGCAGAAAGAGGUGUACCUGUUCGAACGCUUGGAUUCGCCAGUUCCAAGAGAGCCAAUUAAACACCUCAAAUGUCUCGUGUUUGUGCGGCCUACACCAGAUAAUGUGCAAUUAUUAUCCACAGAGCUACGAAAUCCAAGAUACGCACAAUACUAUAUUUAUUUUUCAAACAUUGUUAGUAAAACUGAUCUGAAGGCAUUAGCUGAAGCUGACGAACACGAGGCCGUAAGAGAAGUCCACGAGUUUUUCGUCGAUGGCAUAGCGCUGAGUGCACCGUUGUUCAGUGUGAAUUUGAAACAUAUUUAUGAUCAAUCCUUCAAUGUAACGGCUUCUUCCUUUCUUCGUAUUAAGCAAGCGUUGGUUGCUUUAUUACUGAGUCAAAAGAAGAAACCUCUAAUAAGAUAUCAGCGCUCAUCGGAAGAUUGCAAACGGCUAGCCGAAGAUUUGAAUCAGGUUAUGCGACGUGAAGAGGGCCUCUUUGAUAAUGCAAAGCGUGAUGCCGUCUUGUUAGUUGUGGACCGUAGCGAAGAUCCGGUAACACCAUUACUGAACCAGUGGACUUAUGAAGCAAUGGUUCACGAGCUGAUCACUAUUAACAACAACAGAGUUUCGGUAGAUGGCCAAAGUAUGGUUCUGAGCGAAUUGCACGACGAAUUCUACGCGAAGAACGUCUCAUCUAAUUUCGGAGAAAUUGGCCAGAAUAUCAAGCUGCUGAUGAACGAGUUCCAGCAGAAGUCUCAAAUUCACAAAAAUUUAGAAUCAAUAGCUGAUAUGAAGAAUUUUGUAGAGGAAUAUCCGCAAUUCAAAAAGAUCUCAGGAACUGUUUCGAAGCAUGUCACGUUGGUAGGCGAACUUAGCAAAAUUGUGGCAAAUCAGAAUCUCUUGGAAAUUUCAGAGGUGGAGCAAAGUAUAGUCGCAGAAGGGGACCACUCUCGUUGUUUGGAACGUAUACGGGCGCUCAUUAAUCACCCUAAAACAACAAAAUUAAAUGCCCUUCGACUUGUGCUACUUUAUGCACUCCGAUUUGAAGGAAAUCCGAAUAACGAGUUAUCCUCCCUGGUGGGGAUGCUCAGGAAGGACAAUGAUGCAGCAAAAGUAGUCCGAGCAUUGCUGCGGUAUGGAGGAGCAGCUCGACGGAAGAGUGAUCUUUUUGGAGAAGGCACAACAAUGGGGAUGACCAAAAGGUUCAUAAAAGGACUGAAAGGCGUCGAAAAUAUCUACACACAACAUGAACCCUAUCUGAAGGAUAUAGUUGAAAAUAUCGUCAAAGGACGGUUGUCAGAACAGCAGUAUCCUUACGUUGCGGGAGAUGUGACAGGGUGA
Molecule: messenger RNA, 1455 nt
Organism: Cooperia oncophora
Lineage: Eukaryota; Metazoa; Nematoda; Chromadorea; Rhabditida; Trichostrongylidae
Source: the annotation of a GenBank genome assembly